Messenger RNA from Dermochelys coriacea (leatherback sea turtle), 5604 nucleotides. RefSeq names its product coiled-coil domain containing 57 (gene CCDC57). Bases 66 to 2900 code for a protein of 944 amino acids. The record is from RefSeq and is a predicted model, not a curated record. Lineage: Eukaryota; Metazoa; Chordata; Testudines; Dermochelyidae. The transcript is spliced from 17 exons.
GGGGUUGGGGCCCGCGUUCCCUGGGGAGGCGUGUUCCUGGAGCACCAGCAGCAGCUACGGUUCCCAUGGAGACGGGGCCUGCUCAGCACAGACCCGCCGCCGCUUCUAGAGCAACUCGCUCAACAAUGUUACAAAUGAAGAAAGAACUAAAUGAACUUCUUGUGAGGAAAGAACAAGAAUGGGAAAAGCUACAAGCUUGCCAACUCUGUUUUCAGAAGACAACAUUGCAAGAUACCAGAAAGCAGCUUCAAGAAAUGCAUAAAAAAUUCAACAGGUUAAAAGAAGAUUUCACCUAUAAUCUGAGAGUUCUGGAAGAGAGAGACAGAGAGCUGGAGCGCUAUGAUGCCAUGUUUACUCAUUUGAAAAUGGCUGAACAUGCUAAACAGGCAGAAGUUAGUGAUCUUAGGAUACAGCUGGAUAAGCUGCAACAAACACUUGUCAAGGAAACCCGGAAACAAGAGGCUCUGCAGUACCAAUAUCAACAAAAACUUAAAGAUCAUCAGUUAGAGAUGGAGCGGCUGCACAGUUCUAAGGUUUCUGACAUUGACCAUCACAGUAAGGAGUAUAAGAAGCUGAAACAGGAGUUGGAGAGAAAACUCCAAGAAGUGGAAGGAGAGCUGGCUUUGCAGAAACAGGAGCUGCUAAUGGAAUUUGAUGCAGAAAUUAAAAAGAGAGAACAUGCAUUUCAACGUCAGGCAGAUGAAAUGAGUAAUUUAGUUCUUUCUCAUGAACUCAAGGUGAAGUUGUUGACCAGAGAACUGGAGACUCUGAAAGAGGCUGGGAUGAAAGCUGCAGAAUCAUUGCAAAUAGCAGAAACUACUAAUUUGAAGUUGGAGAAAGAGGCCAAAUGCAAGGAUUGGGAACUUAAAGAUCUUGCAGCUGUGAAAGAUGCUCAGAUACAGGAUUUAGAAUGUAAACUUCAUUUAGUAUACCUGACCUGGCAAAAAGAAGAGGAAACAUUUCAGAGAAAACAUGAGGUGCUAGAUCGCUUUGCCAAGGAAAAGGAUGCAGUACUGGUUUCAGUGAAAGAAGUCCAUGCUGAGCAAAUACAGAAGUGGGAAAAUCAGAUAAGAGAACUACAAAUAUGUCAUGAAACUCUGGAAAUGGAGCUGCAUAGAAGGGAAUGCAGGGAUGCAGAUUGCUUGAGAGAGAAAGACACUGUUAUUGAAAAGCUUCAAGAAGAGCUAACAACACUGAAAAGAAGCUGGGAUUCUCAUCUAGCUCAGAUCUCCAAAGAGACUGUUUCUAAAGACCUUCAAAUUCAGUCAUUGCAUGAGGAGGAGGUGAAACUGAGGGCAGAAUUGGCCAGAUUCCAGCAGGAUAUAGAAAGGUAUAAGCAACAACUGUCUCUGGCAGCAGAACGAGAGCAGAUUCUGGAACGGGCUAAAGUGGAAGCAGAAUUGGACUGGCAGCAGCGCUGUGAAAAUGCUGAAAGAAAUCAAUAUCAGAAAUCAGAGGAUCUAAUACAGAGCCUGUCAACAGCAAGGGACCAGGUUAUAGCUCAGCUACAAGAGAAGGAACAGAAGCUGUGUGAAAUGGAAACAGUCCUGUCUGCUUUGACCUUUGAAAGAGACCAAGCAGUGCAGGCACUUCAGAAACAUGGUAUUUUGCCUGAAGGAGAGAAACAGAUGUUUCUAGGUGAUAAUAAAGGAGUUCUUGGAAAAGAUUUUCCAGCCAGAGAGAUCCAAAGGUUAAAGGAACAGAACACCAGCCUGCGGGCUGCUAUUGCAGAAAUGAGGAAAGAAAUGGAGACUCUCAGUGAUCAGACACCAUCCUCGUUCCCCAGCAAAGAAAAGAUACAAUACACACAGCAAACUGCCACUGAUGCUAAGGCUUCUACAGUUAUGUUUACUCCUGGUGCAUUUUGUGCUGAUGAAGUUUUCUCUGGAGCUCCUUUGAAGAAGCUGGAAGCCAGAACAGCAAACUUGGACUCCAUGGUAACACAGCACAUACAAAAGGGUUCAGUGAUUAAAGGGCUUCAAGAAGAGAUUGUAGAUCUCAGACAACAAUUAUCAGGGGUGGGGUCAGGCAAUGGCCCCCAGCAGUGUAUGAAUUACUCCACACAGGAGAUGCAGAGUAAACUGAAGGAAGCAGUGAGAAAGAUCUCUGUUCUGAGCCAAGAAAAGCAGCAACUAAUUGAAAUGGGAAACAAACUUCGAGCAGAACUUGGUGUAGUAUCAAAGAAAGGACUUCAGCAUUGCAUUAGCUCUAAACAGUGCCCUGUUCAUACUGUCUAUGGUGCUCUGUAUCCUAAAGAGCUUGCCAAUGAAGCACAGCAUCAACUCUCAGCUUUAGAGCAUCUACAGUACCAGCUUACAACACGGGAGCUCCAGUAUGCACAGCGACAACGUUUCUCAAGAGUGACUUCUAUGAUUGCCUUUCCUAGCUCAAUAGAGAGCUUAAGUGAUGAAAAUGUUCCAAGUACCUGUGGUGAGAGAGCAGAAUUACCCCAGAUUCAGGUUCAACUGGAAUCUUCUGUAAGAAAUUGCAGUCCAGGGCAACAAAUGGAAAGUACAUCCUCAGAAACAAACCAAUCACAGCAACUCAGUAGGGAAAGCCAGUCCCAACAGGCCUGGAUGUCAUCAUCUGGAGUACACAGCUCUCUCCAGGAUAUUUGGAAGAUUCUAGAUAUGGGAUCAAGCCCUUCUAUUCUCAGCCCUCAAAGCAACAUAGAUCAAGAGUUCAAAGCUACCCACACAGCCAAGAAGUUUGAAGAGUCUCAGCAAAAAAUUGAAACUGAGGAUCAAAAAAGAGCACCAGCUGCUGACUUGAUAGUCAAAGGAACCAACUUUGAAGUUCAGCCAAAGUUAAUAGCCAACAAAUCAUCUCAGACUCACCACAUAAAGUCAAAAAUCUCCCACCAGAUGCAAAAAAUCCGGAACUACAAUGUUAAACAUUGAUUUCUUUGACAGUAAGUUUAGCUCUGUACAAACUCUGAGUACUGUAGUGGACUGCCCCUGCCCCGAAGAGCUUACAGUCUAAAUAGAGCAGACAGCCAGAGGGUGGGGGAAGGGGUAGAACUCGCUAGCAGAAUGAACAAGGUGAUGGCAGCAAAUGUGGGGUUAGUUCCACAGUUUAAUUUUUAUUGUUUAUUUGUUCACUCACAUAUUUUGGGAGGGUUUACUUAGGAGGUACUUACUUACCUACUUACUUACUUACUAAGGUUUACUUAGCUAAAUGGAAACGGAAGGGAAGUGAGGGAGGUGGGGCCGGGGAGAAGAGGAUAAGAGAGGCAAGUGUGAAGUGAAACUCAGGUGAAGGAGCUGUUUGGGUGAGGGUUGGACAGCCAAUCAGCACGUAAAUAAGUAAGUACAAUCAAAAGUGUGGAUGGUUCUCUGAAUGUCAAGAGGUCCUUGUUUUGGCACCUUCAGCCCCUUUGACUCCCCUCUGCACAUCUCCUCCAGGCACAGGGAAAGGAGUGGUGCACCACUUGGGUACUAGUGCCCGCAAAGUGGGGUGUCUCCCCUACACAGUUCUGGGUUCAGAAAGGUGCUGAGAGAGGAAUACCUCCAGCUGGACCCUAUUUUAUUUGUUUAGCUUUAUUAAAUGUCAGUUCAUCCACCUGCUUUCUGGAGGUUAGUAUAGAUUCCCAGCUACUAAAGAUUUAAACUCUUGUGCCUUUAGGCAGAGCUUGCAAUUUUUAGCAAAAUUUUGUUGAGAAACACUGGAGUGUGGAUUUGACAGGGGAAAAUGUAUCUCUGUGGGCUACCUUAGCAUGCUACUUUCCUACACUUACUAACAUUGCACUCAUUCUACAUAUUGUAACAAUCAAUUCUCUGUAGCUGCUUAAUAUUCAUUUUAAAGCCAGGGGUAUAAAGAGAUUGGCCCUGAUUCUGCACUAGCUUGUACUUUCUGUAGUCAUUUAUGCUUGUGCAAAAUGGGUGUAAAAUGCUACAAAAACAGAAUACUCCAUUCACUUACACUGAUGGUAUUGAUUAGCACAGGUGUAAGUGACAUCACAAGUUUCAAGACUGUGAGAAUCAGGCUGAUUAAUAAUACUUAGAAUCUUUCAUUAGAUGAACUAAAAGCAUUGUACAAAUAACACAUGUUUACAACACGUUUCCAUCUGAAAUUGCAGGAAAAAUUUUAUGUGAAUUGUAAUUUAACCAGCACACCACUGUACUUAUGAAAAGUGUCAUGACAUUUGAAUGAUCAUGAGUUCUCAGGAUCGCUCUUUUGUUUCAUUUUGAAAAUGGCAGUAUGGUACCUCCAACAGCAUUGCAGGAAGAUUGGUAUUGGUUUGGUACUAAGGCCCUGACUCUCCAAACACUUAUUCAGGUGCUUAACUUUACUACUGUGAGUGGUCCUAUUGAAAAGAAUAGGACUACUCGUGGUAGUAAAAUUAAUAAUGUGUGUGUUUGCAGGUUGAGACUAAGAUGGAAGAAAGAAUCUGGAAGAAAGAAUACUGAAUCACCUGCACUUAUUCCUGCAGCAUAUUGGUGCUCCUUGAAGGCCUCCUAUCCAAAUUCUGUCUCUAGACAACCCUGCUCAGGUUGAGAUCUGAAAGGAACACAGUACAAAGUUGUACAGCUGGCUGUAGGCAGCUCAAGAAUAACUUGAAAAAAUUGUUCAAUGUUCUGUUCAAAAAUGUUUUGCUUUAAUAUAUAGAUAAUACAAAUGGUAAUACAAAUAAUAUGGUAUUACAAAUAAUAAAUAGUAAUAAGUUGCAUGCUUAGUAGCCAUUAUUUCAUUGUGCUUUUAUCAUGUUGUAUUGGAUCUGAGGUGUCCUCUGUACCCUUUCCCAAUUUAUUUUGCUUGAAGGUCCCAUCAUCAGAUUAAAUAUUUUUUACAUUGUUCCUUCAUGGACCAGAACAACAUGAUGCAUUCUCCUCACACAGAGCCUGCUGUGACUGCAGUUCAAAGCACAGUGGUUUCCAGCAAGCAUAGGAAUUUUGGCCUGACAUCAUAGUUACAGCCAACUGUUGCUAUACAGUUUGCCUGAAUUCAAAAGUUUUGAAAUAAUUAUAUAAUAUACACUCCAGCAACUUAGCAACUCUUAUUUCCAAUGGUUUCAAUUUGAACAUGAAGAUUUAGAGCAGCUCGGUAUGAUGUGGUCUGCAUCCUGUGAGAAGUGCGAGGCUGAAGCAUUAAUAUGGUGAUACCCUAAUGAGGAAAGCCACAUUCCCAUUCAAUGAAUUGUUAUAACAACAUUCUGACAUCUGGUUGACCCUUAGAAAAAGCUUUUCCUACUGAACUGGUCUGUAUGUCCUAUACACUGGGUGUUUAGCUCAUGAGUUGCAGAUUUCAAAAGUGGUUUUGGAUUUUAAAAUCUUUCACUUAGCAUGCCUGUUUGUGCAGCUCUCUUGCCAGGAAGGCAAUUUUUGUUCAUUCAGCUUUCCUGAGCAACUUCUGCUUUAGCAAACCGUAGAUGGUGGCAAGAAAUGUUUUUGUUUGAUCCCUUCAUUCCAUUUUCUUCUUCUGAUGGUAAGAGACAGAAUUUUAUUUUAUUGCAGUUCCCAGGAGCUGAGAAUAACUCUUAAAUUGGUGUUGACCCAGCAGGAAUGGUACAAGAACAAACAUACAAGUAGUAUGUACAACAGUAUGUAAAUAACUUGUACAUGAUGUAUUGCUUGCACCCCAUCAUAUGAUAAGCCCCCAUCUAGU